Molecule: messenger RNA, 902 nt
Organism: Magnolia sinica
Lineage: Eukaryota; Viridiplantae; Streptophyta; Magnoliopsida; Magnoliales; Magnoliaceae
Exons: 6
Coding region: 108-773 (221 amino acids)
Source: RefSeq, a predicted model, not a curated record
CUCAUUCUCCUUAAAAAUUACACACACACACACACACACACACUCUCUCUCUCUCUCUCUCUCUCUCUCUUUCUCUCUCUGCAAACUCAAAAUCUCAGUCUCAGUAGAUGGAGGAAUCGACGGAAGAACUGGAACCGCUCUUCGAUUACAGUCGCAUUCAACCCAUCGAUUUCGUGUUCCUUGACGAUGACUGUUCGGCUUCGCCUCCAUUUUUCACAGCCAAACGGAAGAGGGCUUCAAAUCCCUCGGUGGAAGGUAAAGUGGAGAGCUGUGAAGUUGUGAAUGUUGAUGAAAGUGUGGAGGAAAAGGAAGAGGAUUGGCUGCUGCCUCCACCCAAGAAACCGGUAGCUGCUGCAGCGGCACUCCAGGAGGAUCCUACGAUACAAGAGUUGAGGUUAAAGAAGCAGGAAUUGGCAUUAUUUGCUCAAUCAGCUGAGGAUGUCCUCCGAGCAGUGGAGGAGUCUGUCAAAAGAGAAAUUAGUGGUUCAGGAAAGUCUGUUCCAGAACCUGAAGGAGACCAGCCAUCAAAACCGAAUGAUAAAAGAGAAAAGAUCGUCAUUUCCAUCCAGGACAAGGAUGGACUUAAGCAGUUUCGCAUGUUUAUGGAUGACAAGUUCGAGAGACUCUUCAAAAUGUAUGCCGAGAAAGUCAAGAGCAAAAAGGAAACCUUGGUGUUCUGUUUUGAUGGAGAUAAAGUUAGUUCUACUGCGACACCAAAGAGCCUAGGGUUAGAGAACGAUGACAUUAUAGAAGUGCAUUGUAAGCCUAACUGAACCAAGUAAGAACUGUGUGGCUUAUCUCGCUAAUCUCUUGUUGGCCCUUUUCUGUUACAAUUUUGAGGGUAUGCCAUAUGUAAUAUUGAUUGUGUUAUCCUUUUAUGGCAUUCAUUUUCAUGUGGGUCA